Messenger RNA from Staurois parvus, 357 nucleotides. The record is from the annotation of a GenBank genome assembly. NCBI's taxonomy places the organism in Eukaryota, Metazoa, Chordata, Amphibia, Anura, Ranidae.
AUGGGCCCCCCGGGCAAUAGGGGAUCAUGGGGCCCCUGUGUCCUUGUCCACACUCAAAAAAGCCUAUGAAAAAGUAUAAGAGGCAGGGUGACAGUGAAUCAUGCCUGGAGCAGAGAGUAAGGUGGGAGCUGAGUGUGGACCAUGGACUGAGCAGACAGUCCAUGACAGGGGUGGACUGACAACUCAUGGGGCCCACGGGCAAUAGGGGAUCAUGGGGCCCCCUGUGUCCUCGCCCUCACUCAAACCACACCCAAAAAAGGCUAUGAAAAGUACCAGGGGCAUCUCAUGGGGCCCCCUACUGACCCCGGGCCCUCGGGCAGUGCCCGGGUUCCCAAAUGGUCAGUCCGCCCCUGGUCC